AAAUAGUGAGAGAGCGAGAGUUGAAGUGUGCAAAGUCGAGCUAUACCGCUUAUGAACCCUAACUAAUUUCUCCAAAUACUUUUUCUUCCCAAUAAUAAAAAAGUUUUGUUUUAACUUUCUCAAAUCAAUCAGGAAAAACAUUUCCAGGUAACAAAUUCUCCAUUUCCUUUUUCAAUUUCUUCUUUCAAAUUUCAUAAAAUUCGACCUUUUUUUUCGGGGGUUGGCAAAAUCAAACAACUAACCUAAUGGAGCAAAGCAGCAGCAGUAGUGAUCUGUUUCACCAACUGCAUAAGCUACCAUCAUCAGCAUCAGAGGAAACUCUAUCACAUAUUCUUGAAACCCUAUGGAAAACCAGAAAAACUGGUCUGAGACCAGUCGACAAAUCUUCAAUUCGAUCUCUUCUUUGUCUUCCUUCUCUUCAAGAACUUGAUCCAUUGUUAGCAUGUCUCCGUUCACUUAUCAGAAAAACAGUACACGAGAACCUAAUUGCAGAUGAUAUACUGAAACUAUUUCCCAUAGACUUGUCCCUCCACCUGCAAACUACUCUAGUUUUGUUACUCCAGAGGUAUCAAAAUCAGUGGAAAGAGGAUGUGUCUAUGGACAGACAAACGACGGGAGGCGUCCUGUGCCAGGGUAAUGUAGGUACAGCAACCCCUUUGCUCGCACCUUUUUCAGCUGCGGCGGCGGAGAUGUUGUCACCAUUGUGGUCUCGUCAAGAUGAUGUUCCUGGUUGCUUCAAUCACAGUGAAAUUGUCAGUUGUGCACCUAUUGUUUGCGAUGGUAACAUAUCAAAUGUGACUGCAUCCGUACCCCCUGAGGAUAUGGGAAUAUUACCGUGCCUCAAGUCGAUGAGUUGGACCAUUGAGAGACGGAGCUCAGCACCAGGUAAUAGAGCAGCUGUCAUCAGUCUAAAGUUGCAAGAUCGUAAUAAGUCAGGAGAGACUGAAGUGAAGUUUCAAAUUACUAAAGAUACGGUGGAAGCCAUGUUGAGAUCAAUGACCUACAUCAGUGAGCAGCUUGAAAACAUUGCAGCUGGGAAAAUUCCCUCUGAACCAUUGCAGAAGAAGCAACGGCAGUAGAAAAAGUGGAUGGGCACAGGCGUUGACUUUUGUUCAAUUUCUCAAGAACUUGUUUUGCAAUUGGCUGAAUGCACAAUACAUCAUUUUAAUUUGUCUAAGAUCAAUCAACUUAUGUAGAGAUUUCCCUGAACAUUUUCUUAUCUUGUGUAACUUGAUUGAAUUACAUGAAUAUACACUCUACUGCUGCACUGGUACUCUUUUUGCUGUAUGCGUCUCUUCGCUGGAAGUUCCAAACCAUUUAGUUUAAAUUAUGACUCAAAAUCCAGAAUGUACAGCGUGUUUACACGGCUUUAUGUUGAUGAGAAUGUACAUGGUGUGGUCUCGUUCUCCUUGGAUUGUAUAUCAUUCGCAACGACAAUCAUCUCGUCAGGUGCAGUACCAACCUGAUAGUACUUGAAAUCCUCUAUUGAUUGUGCUACAAGAGUUGUUGUCGAUAUGCAUUUUUGACAUAGGUGGCCCGGGGUAACCUCUUUCAGCCAAACAAAGCAUAAGUUAUACACAGCGUCUUUGAGGGGCAUAACAGCACGAAGCAUGAAAGAAAGUUAGGAAAAUACAAUGGCCCAUGUUUAGCAACAAAUCCUAUUGACCGUUGCUGGAGGUGCAGGGCAGAUUGGGCAAAUGAUUGCAAGAGGUUAGCUGACCGUGUCCUUGGCUUUGGCCGACCUCUGAGGUGGAAAGAGGGAGAAAUUCUACGUAGUUACUGACCCAUCUGACAACGACUUGGUGAACCCCAAGCCUGAAACAUUGAGAUAUGCUGUAAUCCAAACUGAGCCACUUUGGAUCAUUUUCGCAAGAAGUAUGGUUAUCAGGUUAAACAAAAAGUUGAUUUGAUAGUGAGCGACAAGACAAUUGACUUUCGUGGAGCUAAUGUUCAUAUCACAGGUGGUGCAGGCCUUACUAUACAGUAUGUGAAGACAGUCAUUGUUCAUGGUUUACACAUUCAUGACAUUCAUGGCGGAAACAGUGGUUUGAUUAGGGAUUCACUUGAUCACUAUGGAUUUGGAACAGCUAGUGAUGGAGAUGGUAUCUCUGUCUUUGAAUCCUCCCAUGUUCGGAUUGAUCAUAACUCCAUGUCCAACUGCAAGGAUGGAUUAUUAGAUGUCGUUAUGGGAUCCACAGUGAUGAUUAUUAUUCUGCAGGUGAAAAAGUUCGGUGCAAGUGAUACAGCUACUCUAACGAUACAAGAAUACAGAUUACCCUUGCGUUUAACCACUUUGGAAGGGGUUUAGUGCAAAGAAUGCCAAGGUGCAGGUGGGGAUUUUUCCAUGUUGUGA
Messenger RNA from Papaver somniferum (opium poppy), 2353 nucleotides. RefSeq lists its product as uncharacterized. Bases 246 to 1079 code for a protein of 277 amino acids. The record is from RefSeq and is a predicted model, not a curated record. Lineage: Eukaryota; Viridiplantae; Streptophyta; Magnoliopsida; Ranunculales; Papaveraceae. The transcript has 2 exons.